GACGCCAUUUCCUCGGCGCCCCCGCGGCGGCGCGGCUGCAUCAGCGCUGACGUGAGGACGACGUGCGGCUCCGCCCGGCCCGGUCCCCCCCACCCCCUGUGACGGGGGCAGCACGUACAGGGCGGCGGUGCAGGGUUUGGUAGGAGAGAAAGGGAGCCGAAGAGAUCCAAGCUCUUGUUUUAAAACUCACACCUUCCGUUAUGACUAAGUGUGCCAAGAAAUAUCGAAAAGGAGCUGUCAGACUGAUGACCAUGGAAAUGGUUGAACAGGAUGACAAUGCAGUGGAUUCUCUGACAGAGAGAAGUGCUGGUCACCUUCAGAAUCAGCCAGGCCAGAAUCAGAUUUCCUCAGGAUCUGAGGUUUCUGUAGCUGCUUCCAGUGCUGGAAGAGGAUCUCCAGCUGUAACUCUAGUGCAGUUGCCUUCUGGUCAAACUGUUCAUGUCCAGGGUGUCAUUCAAGCCACACAGCCCUCAGUCAUUCAGUCACCACACAUGCAAGCUGUUCAGGUAGCAUCGAUUGCAGAUGAAGCUGCACAAUCAGAAGUGAUAAUUGAUUCUCAAAAACGUAGGGAAAUACUUUCAAGAAGGCCUUCAUACCGAAAAAUUUUGAAUGAGCUCUCCUCAGAUGCACCUGCAGUAGCGAAGAUUGAAGAAGAAGAGAAGUCAGAAGAUGAAGGAACGCCUUCUGGUAUUUCUGCAGUGGCCAUGCCAACCAGCCUGUAUCAUACUAACACAGGGCAAUACCUUACCAUAUCUCAAGGUGGUACAAUUCAGACUGUGACAAAUUCGGGAGCUCCUCAGCCAGGUGCUACCAUUGUGCAAUAUGCAGCACAGUCAUCUGAUGGCACACAACAGUUUUUUGUUCCUGGAAGCCAAGUUGUUGUUCAAGCUGCCACUGGAGACAUGCCAGCUUACCAGAUCCGAACUCCCACAACCACCUUACCUCAGGGAGUGGUGAUGGCAGCCUCGCCAGGGACUCUGCACAGCCCUCAGCAAAUGGCAGAAGAGGCCACACGCAAAAGAGAGCUGAGACUUUUGAAAAAUAGGGAAGCUGCCAGAGAAUGUCGCAGAAAGAAGAAAGAAUAUGUCAAAUGUCUUGAAAAUCGUGUGGCUGUGCUUGAAAACCAAAACAAGACUCUCAUUGAGGAACUCAAGGCCCUCAAAGAUCUUUAUUGUCAUAAAGCAGAAUAACUGUCUUUCAUUUGGACCUCCUUUAUUAUGAACUUUAAUCAAGGCAUGAGAGGAAGCAAUUCUACAGAUUGCCAUAUGAACUUGAGAAAGAGACACUUGAGGCCCUUGUGGAACCCAGUUUUGCUUAGUGUUUUCAGACUGAUUUGGGAGAUAUUCCAAAAUUUGGAAUUCUGUCAUAGUCUCCAUACUCUGCUGAGCUUUCUAAUGGCAUGCAAAUGGCUUUUUUGUUUGCACUUUUUACUUCUGCUUUUUGCAGGGAAGCUGCUAAAGAAUGUCGACGUCGGAAGAAAGAAUACAUAAAAUGUCUGGAGAGUCGUGUUGCAGUGCUAGAAGUUCAGAACAAGAAACUUAUACAGGAGCUUGAAACCCUAAAAGACAUUUGCUCUUCCAAAACAGAUUAGUAAAAAUAUUUAUUAUACUGUGAACUAAGAUAUGUCCAGUUGCUUUGUAAGACAAUACAUAGCCAACAUGACUUACGGCUUUCUCUUUGUGUCAUUUAUAAUAUAUUCCAACUCCUAACAUUCCUGAAUGCUUUCCUGCUUUUUGUCAAUUCAUAGCUCUAAUUUCAGGUUUUUCAUGCACCAUCCUUCUGUCUCCCAAGGAGCCAAAUGUUAAAAAAUAUAACAAAGUAAAAAAGUGCAUAAUUUCUAAGAGCUGUUUCUUUGCCAUGUAUUUACAAAUUACUUUUACAUGUUACUGAGUGUCCUGCACAUUAAAAAUAUUUUGCAAUUGUUUUAGAUGAAUCAUAAAGAUAAUGCAUCCAGUAAUACAAGAAAAUCAAACAACCCAAGGUAUCUCAGGAAAGAGUUUAUAAAAGAAUGUUAUGAUUAUAUGUAUGUACUAGCAUACUAGUCUACAGAUGAUUUUAUGGCAUAUUUUUAUAUUAGUUGCUUUGUGGAAAAAAGUAUUGUAUUGCUGUCACUGAGUGCCAUGGUUAAAGAUAGUUUUUAAUAGAACCAUGUUGUUUAACCUG
Molecule: messenger RNA, 2163 nt
Organism: Zonotrichia leucophrys gambelii
Lineage: Eukaryota; Metazoa; Chordata; Aves; Passeriformes; Passerellidae
Gene: CREM
Product: cAMP responsive element modulator
Exons: 9
Coding region: 201-1190 (329 amino acids)
Biological process (GO): regulation of transcription by RNA polymerase II
Cellular component (GO): nucleus; ATF4-CREB1 transcription factor complex
Molecular function (GO): protein binding; DNA-binding transcription factor activity, RNA polymerase II-specific; RNA polymerase II cis-regulatory region sequence-specific DNA binding
Source: RefSeq, a predicted model, not a curated record